Molecule: messenger RNA, 1421 nt
Organism: Gadus macrocephalus (Pacific cod)
Lineage: Eukaryota; Metazoa; Chordata; Actinopteri; Gadiformes; Gadidae
Gene: rpa2
Product: replication protein A2
Exons: 9
Coding region: 153-992 (279 amino acids)
Biological process (GO): double-strand break repair via homologous recombination; nucleotide-excision repair; DNA replication
Cellular component (GO): site of double-strand break; DNA replication factor A complex; chromosome, telomeric region
Molecular function (GO): DNA binding
Source: RefSeq, a predicted model, not a curated record
GGACUUCAGUGAGGCGCAUGCGCGGUGAACUGUCAAGUUAACCCGCGGAAUUAUCCAAGCAGUCGAGCAGUCCUGUGUUCAAUUCCUGACCCGCCGCAAUUAUAGUAUUUUAAACACUUUACGUAACUAUACUUUUUACAGAGUGUAACAUCAUGUGGAACCAGGGUGGAUACAGUGAAUCUAGCAGCAUCGGAGGUGGGUACAACCAGUCCCCCGGCGGCUUCGCCUCACCAUCUCUGAGCCAGGGAGGAGAGAAGAAGGCGAGAGCACGCACCAACCAGAUUGUGCCAUGCACGGUGUCGCAGCUGAUGUCUGCCAGCCAGGCGGAAGAGUCCUUCAGGGUCGGAGAGGUGGAGGUGGCUCAGAUUACUAUGAUAGGUCUGAUCAGAAGCACAGACAAGGGCAUGACCAACAUUCAGUACAAGGUGGACGACAUGACGGCCGCCCCCAUGGACGUCAAGCAGUGGGUGGACACCGAGGAUCCCAGUAUGGACAGCACCGUCCUGCCCCCUGGUACCUACGUCAAAGUGUCAGGAAACCUCCGCUCUUUCCAGAAUCACAGGUCUGUGGUGGCGUUCAGCAUCAGGCAGGUUGAGGACCUGAAUGAGAUCACGUCCCACAUGCUUGAGGUGGUUCAGGCCCACAUGGCGCUGAGCAAGGCCUCCAGCACGAUGGGUGGGGGUCAAGUUGGAGUCGGCACGAACAACAGCAUGAUCAACUCGCGGCCUGGGACCAUGGAAGAGAGUGGCGGAGGAUACUCUGGUGGCAACGACAAUGCUACAAACGGCCUUAGUCCAAACCAGAACCAGGUGCUGCGUCUGAUCCGGAGCAGUCAGGAUGGUCACGGCAUCAGCCUGCAGGACCUCAAACAGAGACUUAGUGCUAUGAGCCUCGUUGUCAUCAAGCAAGCGGUGGAGUUCCUGAGCAAUGAAGGCCACAUAUUCUCCACCAUCGAUGAGGACCACUUCAAGGCGACAGAUGGCGACGAAUAAACCUGCAGUACUUGUAAUAUAUAUGUGUAUAGACGUACUAGAGGGAACUACCACGUGAACGGGUUUACAGGAUAUGACCCCUUCAUAGAAUGACUUGCUUUCUCUAUGCGUAAAAGUAUUGUAUUCUACACGUAUGAAGUUUUUGACGGUGUCUGUUCCGUGUUCUUUAGCUUUGUGGUGUAUGGGCUCCCUCAUUAUUGAGAGGCGCCUGACACAUCCUGUUGAAACUGUGUUUUUUUCAGUUAAAAACACCUAGGUUCAACAAAGCCCUGGUUAGUGACUUCCUGUUAUUAUUAAUCUGUUGUCUGCGGCUUGGUGCUCUUAACCAAGCAUUUUGUAUCUUUUUAUGAUGUUGAAAAAUAAUUUCUUAUAUUUGUCUAUCACAAAUGUGUCCCCCCCCCCCCCCCCCCCCAUCCAAAUUAAAAUAAA